ACCUCAUAAUAAUAACUAUUUAAUCAUAUUUAAAUUGAUUUUAUCUUUUCAAGUAUACCAAAAUAUAUUCUUCAUAAUUUUUAAUAUAUUUAAUUUAUAUGAUAAUAUUUUAAAUAUAUUUUUCAAAUGAUUAUGAGCCAUACAAGUUAAAAGUUGUGAUAUUUUAUAAUUCUAUUAAAAUUGAUAUUUGAAUUUUUAUUUAAGCCUUAAAAAUGGGUGGGCCAAAAGAAGGUGUGCAAAAACAAAUUCAGCAAGAUUGGGCUAAUCGAGAGUACAUAGAAGUUAUUACUGGUAGCAUAAAAAAAAUUACAGACUUUCUCAACUCAUUUGAUAUGUCUUGUAGAUCCAGAUUAGCAAUCCUGAAUGAAAAAUUAACAACAUUAGAGAGAAGAAUUGAAUAUUUAGAAGCUCGAGUUACCAAGGGAGAAACCCUCUCGUAGACUUAAAAUUUGUGAAAUUUCUUUAUACAUUUAUAUUUAUUUAAUUGUAAAGUAUCAUUAAUAAAUUUAAGAGUAAUUUAUUAUUUUUGCUGUAUUAUUUCAACUUUUUUGUUUAAAAUUUUAAAAUGUACAAAAUAAUUUUUAAAUAAUUUCAAAAUUAAUUUCCUUUAAUAUUUAUAAUAUUUAUUUAAUAAUUAUAUUAAUAUAUUAUUUUAUAAAUUAUUUAGUGUUAAUUUAUUUCAUUUACACUUCUCAGAGGUAGAUGAUAAAUCAAAACAAUGUUUAUUUAUAUUUUUUAUUAUAUUCAAUAACUAUUAAUUAGUAUAAAAUAAACAUAUAAAAUACAUAUAUCAAAAUAAGUGUAAUAUUAUGUAAUGGAUACUAAAAAUAAAUUAUCUAAACUAAUCACAA
Molecule: messenger RNA, 851 nt
Organism: Daktulosphaira vitifoliae (grape phylloxera)
Lineage: Eukaryota; Metazoa; Arthropoda; Insecta; Hemiptera; Phylloxeridae
Gene: HSPC300
Product: probable protein BRICK1
Exons: 3
Coding region: 213-440 (75 amino acids)
Biological process (GO): cell motility; regulation of actin polymerization or depolymerization; actin filament organization
Cellular component (GO): SCAR complex
Molecular function (GO): protein-containing complex binding
Source: RefSeq, a predicted model, not a curated record